Alternaria rosae is the source of this 1277-nucleotide messenger RNA. RefSeq lists its product as uncharacterized. The record is from RefSeq and is a predicted model, not a curated record. The transcript has 3 exons. Gene Ontology annotation, cellular component: mitochondrion. NCBI's taxonomy places the organism in Eukaryota, Fungi, Ascomycota, Dothideomycetes, Pleosporales, Pleosporaceae. Bases 212 to 1231 code for a protein of 339 amino acids. Gene Ontology annotation, molecular function: zinc ion binding; oxidoreductase activity.
GGAAGGAGCGGAGGUUGGCCGGGGAAGCCAGCCGAGGUAUCUUUUGGAGCGUUGAGUAGCUCUCGGCCGUCAUGCAAGCUACAAUGGCGUCCGCGUCUAUUCUAUCUACCCGAAGUCAUCUUCAAGCUCCUGACUGAAUCCAUUCAUAUAUCUCACAAUUAAGGCUGUUUGCUACCAUACAUACCACGCGUAACCUCAGUCAAACCUUAACAUGAAAGGCAUACAAAUCAAAGAAUAUGUCAAUGGACCAGAGGAUCUCAAAGUCCUCGACCUCCCAACUCCUACCCCCAAAUCCAACGAGUACCUAAUCGCCAUCCACGCCUCAGCAACCAACUUCUUUGAUCUCCUCCAGAUCCGCGGCAAAUACCAGCACCAACCUGCCUUCCCCUGGAUAGCAGGCUCAGAGUUCUCCGGCGUCGUUAUCAAAGCACCUUCCUCGCUCGCAGGAGGCAAGACACCGAAGUUCAAGGAGGGCGACAAAGUCUUUGGUGCUUCCCAGGGCGGUUACGCAACACACAUCGUCUGCACAGAGGAGAGACUUAAGCCCGUGCCCGAGGGAUGGAGUUUUGAGGAUGCUGCUGGUGUAUUUGUUACGGCGCCGACGAGCUAUGCUGGUUUGGUGACUAGAGCAGGCAUCAAGAAGGGCGACUGGGUUCUCGUUCACGCAGCAGCCGGCGGCGUCGGUCUCGCUGCCGUGCAAAUCGCCAAAGCCUUUGGCGCAACCGUCGUAGCCACCGCUGGCACAUCGCACAAACUCGACGUCGCGCGUUCCUUUGGCGCAGACUACGCUGUCUCCUACCGUGACAAAGAUUGGCCCGAGCAAGUGAAGAAGCUCACUCCCAAGGGCCGUGGCGUGGACAUCGUGUACGACCCUGUCGGUCUGAUCGCACAGUCCAUGAAAUGCACAGCCUGGAACGGCAGACUUCUGGUCAUCGGAUUUGCGGCAGGUGACAUCGAGAAGAUGGCUACGAACCGCAUUUUGCUCAAGAAUGUUAGUGUUGUUGGGUUGCAUUGGGGUGCGUACGCGAUAAACGAGCCAGAGAUGCAGGAUAAGGUCUGGGACGGCAUUUUCCAGCUUGUCAAGGAGGGGAAAUAUAAGGGCACCGCUUUUACUGAUGUAGAAUACGUUGGACUUGACAGCGUACCCGCGGCGCUAAAGGCGUUGGGUGGACGCAAUAGCUGGGGUAAGGUUGUUGUCAAGGUACCGCAAGAGGGUGGGAGCAAGAUGUAAAGUGUCUGCGCAUGCUCAAUCAAGCGAAGUUGCCCAAGUCAGGCAC